AUACAUGUUUGUUAAAGAGACACUGAUAAUAUUUACCCAUCGGCUGCGUUACAUCGUAGAAAAACCACACUAUUAUAUCUUACCUAUAUAUUAUAUUUUAUCUCGCGUUCGGUCGAUACCUACUUGAAGUUUGAACCUAGAAAAUAUUAAAAACUCGUUUUUUGUAUUUAUAUURAAAUGGACCAGUGGAAAGGUAGAAACGCGGUCGUCACAGGUGCCGGAUCGGGCAUUGGAGCGGCCACGACAGUAGAGCUGAUCCGACACGGCCUAAACGUAGUCGGGUUGGACGUACAGUCGACAAAGCUUGAGAAAUUAGCAAAUUCAUUAGAAGAUGUCAUGACAAUUCCGGAUGGUAGCCAGCGAGGAAUUUUCUAUCCUAAGACCUGCGACAUCACCGACGAACGAGCAGUAAAGGAUGUAUUUGGAUGGGUGGAUACUGCGCUCAAUGGCGUCAGCGUGUUGGUCAACAACGCUGGCAUCAUAAUGCGAAGCAGUCUGUUGGACGGUACGUUGAAAGAUUGGAAUUUUUUAAUGAGCAUMAAUGUAUUGGCGCAAUGCGUAUGUUCGAGAGAAGCAUUCCGAUCGAUGUCUACUAACAACAUUAACGGGCACAUUGUUCAGAUUAACAGUAUUGUUGGUCAUUCCAUUACACCGUAUUACGCACACAAAAUGUACAACGCUUCUAAAACUGCCAUCACUGUUUUAUGUGAAGGUCUUCGGCACGAACUUAGUCUUGUAAAUUCAAAAAUUAAAGUAUCGAGUAUCAGUCCGGGUAGCGUGGAUACGGAAAUGUUCAUCACUGCUAAAUUCAGACCAUCUUCUCAGGUUGUUAGUUCAAGACCAGCUUUGAAACCGGAAGAUGUAGCAGCCAUGGUGAUCACUACAUUGGAGACGCAUCCCAGUGUGGAAAUAGCAGAACUAACAGUUAUUCCUACYGGAUCAACCAUACAAUCUCACGGAAUGCCUAGUCCAGUCAAUUUAUCUGAUAAAUAAAAAUAAUUUUAGGACCUAUAGUUGACAUAGUCUUAGUAUUAGAUGAUACCAUUCAAAAUAAACUUACGUUUUAUUUUUUA
Molecule: messenger RNA, 1073 nt
Organism: Diuraphis noxia (Russian wheat aphid)
Lineage: Eukaryota; Metazoa; Arthropoda; Insecta; Hemiptera; Aphididae
Product: farnesol dehydrogenase-like
Molecular function (GO): oxidoreductase activity
Source: RefSeq, a predicted model, not a curated record